UAGCCUCUCUCUCUCUAUCACAUUUUCACCACUAUUUCCUCGCAAUGCCCAGCUCUCACUGUUCAACACUCUCUCCACAAACCCCACAAAUGCGUUUCUUUUGCUUGUAAAUUUUGUUUUUCUCAAAUGGGUCUGCUCAAGCUUUCAUGGGUGCUUUUCUGGGUUCUCUUUCUUUUGAGUUUCAGAGCACUCUGUGAUUCCUCAGAGGUCACUGUGAAGUUCUUGAAGGCUCCCCGAGCAUUCUCGCAUCUCAACUCAUCCGCAUUUGUCUUUAAAGUUUUCCUGGCUGGGGGAAAUGGCCCUUGCACAAACUGUAGUGUCACUUGUAAGCUGGAUGAUGGCGUUACUUCAGGUUGUGAAGCUACUAGGAGGGUUUCGUAUGCAGGCUUGCAGGAUGGAAAUCAUACAUUUGAGGUUUGCACCAACGGGUCUCGAGGAAUUGGCUGUGCUAGCUAUAAAUGGAGUAUUGAUACAGUCCCACCUACAGCAUAUAUCACAGCCUCAACACCUUUCACAAAUGCUCUUAAUGUUUCUGUAAAUAUAUCUUUCAGUGAACCCUGCACUGGUGGAGGAGGUUUUGGAUGUUCAUCUGUGAAUGCCUGCAACGUUUUGGUCUAUGGUGCUGGCCAAGUUAUACCGUCCUCGCUCAACAUUCUGGAGCCAAACCUCAAAUAUUCUGUUCUUGUGAAUUUAUCAUCUACUACUCAGUAUGGGCGAGUGAUAGUGGUAAUGGAUAAGAAUUUUUGUACCGACAGUGCUGGGAAUGAAUUUACAAGAACUGCAAAUUCGAGUUUCUAUGUGCAUGUUGAUAGAAGAAGUGUGUUUGUCAACCUGAGGAGUCACAUUCCUGAAAGGCUACUUCAACUUAAUGGUGAAACUAGACUGGUGCAGGCCACUAAUAGCUAUGAUAAACUAAAGGUGUACUUGUACUUUUCAAAACCGGUUCUCAACUCAUCUGCAGAAAUUCUAAAUUCUCUCCAAACAAGUCAAGGCAUGCUUCUUCCCGUUAGCGGACAAAACAUUGGGAAUCGCAGAUUUGGCUUCCAGGUCGCGAAUAUAUCUGGCAUGGCUGUAGUCACACUAAACAUUGAUUCAAACUCUAUAAUAAGCCUGCAAGGGACUCCAGUUUCUGCAAUUGCUCCAGUUUCUUUCCUGUAUGAUUCUCUGAGACCUGUUGUGAGGUUGAGUACCACAUCUUAUAUGAGGACAACAGAGCACAACAUUCCAAUUUUGAUAAAGUUCAUGAAGCCUGUAUUUGGCUUCAAUUCUUCUAAUAUAUCAAUCUCAGGAGGGUAUUUUAAAAGCUUUCAUGAAAUAAGUAGAAGCCUAUAUGCUGUGGAGUUACAAGCAGACCAUGAUAUUGUAUCUGUCAAUGUCCCUGAAAAUGUAACUGAGGAUGUUGCUGGAAACAAAAAUCUUGCUUCCAAUGUUCUACAAGUAAGGCACUAUUCAGUACCUAAAAUAUCUUCCGUGAUAUCGGAGAUUACAACUGCUUCAUUUUUGGCGACAUCUUUUGCUGCCGGGCUGCUUACGGUUUCAAUUGCAAGCCUUCACUCCACUGGGACAUUUUUACGACCAUCUUCUUUUUGUGAUCCUUCAAGAAAUCUUUUCAGAAUUGCAUGCCAUAUUCAGGUUUUUGCAUUGUCUAGAUGGUUGGUUGUGACAUUGCCAGUUGAGUAUUAUGGAUUUGCAAGGGGAUUACGAUGGAGCAUUCCCUAUUUCAGUUUUCCAUGGGAAACUGAGCGCGCUCCGCUUGUCAUGCCAGGCUCAAGUUCCCCUGCCUACUCAAAUUCCUACAUGUCUAAAAUUCAUGAUUCAGGAAGUUUCCAGAAUGUGCGAUCGAAAGAAGAGAAUUUGAGUAGGGCUGCUUCACCAUAUGGGUUGCCACUAACUCCCAUGGAAUACAGAUCAUAUUUUGAGAGCCCAAAUAUGGAACCUGAAGCUGAGUAUAUUAUGGAUCCACGUAUUUUAAAUGGGUGGAGGGAUUUUAGUAGAAGCAUGUUCUGGUUAGCCGUAAUUGGCGGCAGUUUGAUACUGCUGCAUGCUUUACUCCUUGUCAUCCUAAAAUUCAGGAAGAAAAAUUCUGAAAAGCAGAAGGGUUAUGGAGCACUCACAUUUCCAAGAUUUGAAAUAUUCCUCAUAAUUCUUUCACUACCUUGUGUUUGUGAGGCCUCUGCUGGUCUAAUUAGAGGAGGAGCGGCAUCAGGGAUUGUAGUUGGAAUUCUGCUGCUUGGUGUUGUGUCUUUUCUACUGCUGGCAUUGUUCUUGUUCCUCUCCAUAGGUAUUACAUUUGGGAAGCUACUUCAGUACAAGGAAGUUCAUCAAGAAGGACAGAGAUUUCACUGGUAUCAAGAAAUAAUCCGAGUAACUUUGGGUCCUAACAAAAGAGGCCAGUGGACAUGGAAAAACCAACCGAGCUCUAAUUACUUAAUCAUUUUAGGCCCUCUGUUUGAAGAUUUAAGAGGCCCUCCAAAAUACAUGCUGUCACAGAUUUCUGGGGGAAAUUCCAAUAUGCAUGGCGAUCGAAUCAUUGCCUCUGAUGAUGAAACUGAAGAUGCAGAAGCACCUGUUAUCCAAAAGCUUUUCGGGAUACUCCGAAUAUACUACACGCUGCUCGAGUCCAUGAGACGGGUUUCGCUAGGGAUUAUGGUCGGUGCCUACCGGGCGAACUACUGGUCUUCUAAAACUCCUACAAUAACCUUAUUAUGCAUCACCUCUUUUCAGCUCUUCUUCCUUGUUCUCAAGAAGCCAUUUAUUAAGAAAAAGGUUCAGUUGGUUGAGAUCAUUGCAGUUUCCAGUGAAGUGGGUUUAUUUGCUACUUGUUUGGUUCUCUUGGAGAAGGAAUUUUCAGACAGGAAUGAGACUAUUGUAGGGGUCUUCAUGCUUAUACUUUUCCUGGUUGGAUAUAUACCACAAAUGGUGAACCAAUGGUAUGCUUUGUAUAAAGAGACAAAGCAGCUGGACCCUGUUGAGAAAUCUUUCUUAAAGGGUUUGAAAGUAGCUGCAAUUGGAUUUCUCCUGCUUUUUAUUCCACAGAAGUUGACUGAAAAACUGGAAAGCAGGUUCCUGGUGAAUCACCAUGGGGAUGGAGAAAAUAGGGUUGCCGGUUCUUCGGUUGAAAGUAACAAGAAUGCCGAGAUUAGGAGCUUGGGCACAGCAGAUAAACCAUGGUCGAAGCAACUAAGAGAAUUGGCAAAGGCUAGCUUUAGCAAAGAAGAAAGUGGAGCUGCAAAUGAUCCCUCAACCAGUCGUACAAAAUGGAGUGGGUUUUGGAGCAGUAAAAGUAGUGAAAGCUGAUCUUUAUGUUCACCAGCUAAUUUCAAGUCAAAACCAAGAGAAGCCAUUUUUGCAUCCAAGUGAAAGUAGUCUUGCCGGAUUGGAUUUAGGUGCUGUAAAAAAAUAAAAAAUACAUAUGUGGUCCAGAUUUAAUUACACUCCCUCUUUCUUAUGAAAAACUUAAAUUGGCUUUUUCUUAUCCAUCUUCCAACAACUGCAAAGCUGGCUGCCCUGCUUUUUGAAAAUCCUUUUAGCUGGCAAUGGAAAAGGGGCGGUUGUUUAGAAUUGGAUCCAUGGGGUUGUAAUCCUUUCUCUCUUUUUUGUAACCCAUUUGUUGGGCUCAUAGUGGAAUUAUCGAAAAUUAAUUUGUGGAAAGGUUGAACUUCUUAUGUUCCAUUUACAAAACAUUCUGAAACAGUCUUAUCAUUGUUCUAUCUGU
Molecule: messenger RNA, 3715 nt
Organism: Corylus avellana
Lineage: Eukaryota; Viridiplantae; Streptophyta; Magnoliopsida; Fagales; Betulaceae
Source: RefSeq, a predicted model, not a curated record